This is a messenger RNA of Drepanopeziza brunnea f. sp. 'multigermtubi' MB_m1, 753 nucleotides long. Lineage: Eukaryota; Fungi; Ascomycota; Leotiomycetes; Helotiales; Drepanopezizaceae. The record is from RefSeq and is a predicted model, not a curated record.
AUGGCGCAGCCGAAGGGUGUGGCGAGAGCCAUGGAAUUCCUGUCAAGCCACAAAGCAGCAUGCCAUAUCUCAGGAGAAAGCGUCCCCCGAGUCUACCGUCCUCCCUACAGAAAGCCCAAUCCCGUUAUUCCAGAACCUCUCGUCUUCGCCUCUCUCGCACCACCAGACGCAAGAUCCAAAUCAUUCAUGCUCAGCAUCGACUUCGACGCCGUCAGUGGACUUUUAGGCACGGGAGCCAGCCCCCAAAACAACAUCGCCGGCGAUUCAUUCGGUUUCUUCGCGUGUCAACCUCGAAUCGAUCACCAGAAUAAGCGAGCUCUGAACAUCCUCAUAACAAGCUGGCUAAGUCCGCGUCUCGCGCCUCCUCAAGCUCUUCAAGGAUCACGGCAUCGCUUCAAGCAUAACCUAGUUCACUCCAUGGAGAGCAUCCCCUCCGAGACGCAGCAAAUCCUCAACAGCGGCGCCGAGAUAGCGUGUUUACACGGAAACCGCGAGGGUGGCGAGCGCCGCUGUCCCGGAUCCCGGAAGCACACUACCGUGAAGGUUCUCGAGGAGUCUGGGUUCCUGUACGAGGAAAAGGCCCAGCGGCUGGUGCAGACUCCCUCGUCAACGCACCGCGACUACGAGCCGGAUUUCCUGCCCGAAGCAGCACCCAUUCAAACCCAUCGACUACCCGCCCCGCCUCCCAGCGACGACGACGUGGACGAAGCCGCUUCCGCUAUCAUCGAUGUCAAUGGAGGAGACGCUCGUUGA